This is a messenger RNA of Durusdinium trenchii, 852 nucleotides long. The record is from the annotation of a GenBank genome assembly. Lineage: Eukaryota; Dinophyceae; Suessiales; Symbiodiniaceae.
AUGAGUGAGCAAUCACGCUGGUUCAUCAAGGACAAGCCCCUGGAAGAGAAGAUCAAAGCCUGUAAGAAAUCGUUGGAGGCUGCUCAACGCUCAGGCCGGGCCAACAUUGCAAAGGCGCUCGAGGAAAAGCUGGUGAAACUCCUUGAUGAACAGUCGCCAGCUUCCAAGCCCAAGGCUGUGAAGGGUGGGGCAGCCAAAGGAAAGAACACCAAGAGGCCCAAGAAAGCCCCAACACCCCGUGAAGCCAAGGAAAUCCCCUUGAAGAAGAAGAAGAAGGAGACACCCCGAAGUGCAUCCAGCAAAGCAACCCACUCAGCCAACCAACCCAUCCAGCCAGCCAAGCAGACAAAGAAAACCAAAACCAUGAAGGCCACCAGAGCAGACGAAGCCAGUGCCAGCGCCCCACAGGCGUUCCGGAAGCUCCGGAAGAAGGUCACGACAACACAGGAACCAGAGAAGGUGAAGAAGAAACUGAAAAAGAAGAGUCAAGGAAGUGGCAAUGACCAUCAGACUGCCAUCGACUUGCUGCUCCGUGCGGCCGCCAAAGCGAAAGCGGCCCGAGCAGCUGCAGGAGAGGAGUCCGAAGAAGAAGCUCUCAUGCCGGACCUGCCACCGGCCAAGUGCUUCACAUCCAUGACUGCAGAUGAUGGAGAACCUGGCUUCGGCGAGGACGAUGGGCACCCGAACUCGACGACUGGGGCCGAGGAGGAGGACGACUUCUUUGAUGCGGUGGAGGAUCCACUCGUUGACCGUCCAGAAGCUCCGGACCCGGUUUGUGUGUUUUUCUCGAAGGAGUCCCACCAAGGGGCUGGUUUGAGCAGUGUGAUCCGUUUUGACAGUGAGGAAUCAUGA